Molecule: messenger RNA, 2040 nt
Organism: Triplophysa rosa
Lineage: Eukaryota; Metazoa; Chordata; Actinopteri; Cypriniformes; Nemacheilidae
Exons: 11
Coding region: 469-2040 (523 amino acids)
Source: RefSeq, a predicted model, not a curated record
GGAAAUGCUAAGAGAGUUAUUGUAAAGUGCUGCGACACCUCCCCCUCUGCCUUUUAGACGAGGCUCGUGUUUAUAAUAAUAAUCUUGGGGGACAGAUUCAUUUAAAGCAAUAUAAUCAUCUGGUUUUAGCCAUGUUUCUGUCAAACAGAGCAUGUCUAUUUUAUGAUCUGUUAUCAUAUCGUUAACAAAAAGUGCUUUAUUACACAGCAAAUUUACUGGAGUUAAAUUUAUGGUGUACAUUUUUUGGUGUUGCCCAGUGUUAAACCCGGAGUACAUUUUAAUCUUCAAGUGUAAAACUUCAUCUAUAAAAAGAGUUAUUUUUUAGAGUUAAACUUGAACUCUGUAAGCAGUGCGUUUCCCACAAUCCUUAACGGCUCUCUUCAGUUGGAAAACCACGAGGAGAUGAGUGCAACGUUCAAAGAAGCUGCGUGGAUUCUGAGCUCGUGAGCACCACGUGCAUCAGUAACAAUGCUGUUCACUGUAAUAUACGGCGGAAAGAAGAAACUGAUAAAAGUAGAUGGAGCAGAUUACACCAGUUUAAUGACUCAAGUCAGGAAGAAAUUUUCAAUCAGUGACAAAGACCUAACAUUACAAAACGACACUGGUGUGGAGGUGGAUGAAGAUGUAUUCACUGACUUGCUGGAGGAGAGAUCACAUGAUAUCCUAUGGAGAGUUGUUGACAAAGAUUCAGAAUGCUCAGUCCUCGAUUCUUCCUGUAGCUCACAAACUGACACUCUUUCAGUGUCGUCUGAGACUGAUGACAGUGCUGGACCAAGCUCCAAGAGACCUUGUUUUGAUGGAGUUUUUGAGGCAAAACAGUUUGUUAGAGACAUUUUAGAGGAAAAAGCAGGAGGACCUGCGGUUUUGUCUGAAUAUAAAGAACAUGGAAAACUCACAGACUCAACCCGGCGACACUUGGUUAACAUUGUUGUCGCACACAUUACUGACAAAGAAGGCCGUGUCCCUUCUAAAGAAACAAAAACUCGUUGUGCCUUGGGAAUUGUAACACUGUUCCCAUCAAUGAAGGAUCCAUACUCAAGAACUGGAUAUGAGCAUUUUUAUGACCCUAAGAGCAACCAAGGAUACAUAUCUUGGCGACUCAAAACAGUUUCGCGGCAAAGCAAACACCACGGCGGACACCACAGCAAGAAGGAUGCUAGGUCAAGUGGAACAUCAGACAGUGAGGGCAGUGGAGGACCAACAGCUCAUAGAGAAACUUGCAACCAUUUGGAACAGCAGUUGGAGGGUGACCAAUGCAAAGAAGCGAUAUCUUUCAUGAAUCAUUGUGUAGAAAAGGACCUGAUUUUUGAGAAGAUGAAAGCAACAUUCAAGCACAUACAGCUCCUUAUUCAUGAUGCAGCGAAGUCCAAUACAGUGCUUUCAGUUUUUCCGAGAUUUCUCGACACUAAAGGACUGAUACUUCAAGAUUUUGACAUCCAAUUUGGAACAGAAACAGCCUCCAGACUUCUUGAACAAUGGGACAGUCUAAAGUCCAAGAUCAUUGCAGAAGCAAGAACACUUACUUCGACCUUGCAUCUGAACAGCCUGCUUUCAGAUGCCCAGGGUAACAGACAAGACGAGGAUUCCGAUUGGCAAGUAUGGGACAGUGACAUGUCCUCUAUUUUACUCCUGGCCAACCUUUUGCCACCUUCAGCUGGUGGUAGGAACAAAUCCACCAAGAUAAGCAUCAGAGAGGCAAUGUACCACAUUGUGCAGUUUCACAAGGCUUGCCGUAGUCUAACUGAACACAUUAACAAGACUGAAGGCUUUCAACCACAUCUCCUUGCAGUUGGCUCAGCGAAGAACAUCAUCCAUGAUUUUUACAUCGUGCUGGAUGGAAAACUCCUUCCAUGUCAGGCAAAGUCUUCCCUUGCUGCCUUUGAUGAACUUUUUAAAGCAUACUUUGUCUUUAGCGUGUCAUACCCCCACUGCUUACGUGCAAUGUAUACAUUCAUCCAGACAACUAUCUACAAGAUAGAUCUUGGUACAUAUCGUGAAACCCCUAGGGUUAAGGACCUACGAGCUAAACUUUUGAACUAG